Messenger RNA from Benincasa hispida (wax gourd), 873 nucleotides. RefSeq names its product Ribosomal L29 family protein. The record is from RefSeq and is a predicted model, not a curated record. Gene Ontology annotation, cellular component: chloroplast; ribosome. Gene Ontology annotation, molecular function: structural constituent of ribosome. NCBI's taxonomy places the organism in Eukaryota, Viridiplantae, Streptophyta, Magnoliopsida, Cucurbitales, Cucurbitaceae. Gene Ontology annotation, biological process: translation.
AGGGCCAAGCGAGCUUAUCUUCUUCUUCUUCCUGAAGCGUUGUGACUGAGCGAAACCACACUGUACACAGACUCUGAAGAUGAUAAACCUUUCAAUUGCUUCGCCUUCGACCGUUUCUAUCCCUUUAAAAGUUCUUACCUCAACCUCCAAAUCCUCCUUCAAUGGCCUUCAAAUCCGUUUCCCAUUUUCGUUUCGCGUUCCUCCUAAAACGGCAUGUACCGGAGGCCGCAAUUCGUCAGUGGUAAUGAUGGCCAAGAGGGAGGAGGAAUUGAAGGAAAUCAGAGCGAAAAGUACUGAGGAAAUAAAGGAAGAGGUCGUCGAUCUUAAGGGUGAACUUCUUAUGCUUCGGCUUCAAAAAUCAGCUCGCAAUGAGUUUAAGUCUAGUGAAUUCCGCCGCAUGCGUAAACGGAUUGCUCGGAUGUUAACAGUAAAACGCGAGAGAGAGAUUGAAGAGGGAGUGGGGAAAAGGCUGUCAAGAAAGUUAGAUAGAAAGUGGAAGAAAAGUAUUGUUGUCAGACCACCUCCAUCUCUGAAGAAGUUGCGAGAGGAAGAAGCAGCAGCUGAAGAAGCAGAGAAAUCUGCUUGAUCAAAUCAGAUAAGCUCUCAUCCAAUGUUGUAGCAUUAUGAGUUUGAAGUUGUUGAGAAUGCCAUUUAAACAACUUUUUUUUAAAAGAUUUUUAUUUUUGGUUCUAAAAAUUCUGAUUCUUGUACUUAGCUUAUGCACAAAUGGAAAUAGAUUUCAAGUGGAUGGAUCAUGUUGAAUUUAGAUAAAUCCAUGCAAACUGAACUGCCCUUAUCUGUUAGAGGGUAAAUUCCAUUCCAUUUAUAGGCACUCAAUUGAUAUUUAGGUUAAAUUUAAGUUUGGUCCCCAAA